Molecule: messenger RNA, 1934 nt
Organism: Corticium candelabrum
Lineage: Eukaryota; Metazoa; Porifera; Homoscleromorpha; Homosclerophorida; Plakinidae
Product: deleted in malignant brain tumors 1 protein-like
Exons: 11
Coding region: 148-1692 (514 amino acids)
Cellular component (GO): membrane
Source: RefSeq, a predicted model, not a curated record
AGCGGCUCAACGCCAUCUAUUGGAACGGGCCCUAGUACGGAUCACACAAAAGGAACAUCCUUAGGUCAUUACGUGUACAUUGAGACGUCAAGAGCAAGUAAUACACAAGCUGUACUUGCAAGUUCUGCUGUGACCAACUCAAAUCAAAUGACCUGUAAAUUGUCAAUGGCUUAUCACAUGUACGGCUCACAAAUUGGUACAUUGGAAGUGAUUGCUCACACUACGUACGGAAACUCUUCAUUAUGGAGUCGUUUUGGCAACCAGGAGAAUCAAUGGUUAACCACUAUCGUUGACUUUGGAAGCAUAACUGGCUCGUUUGAAAUUUAUUUGAGGGCUUCACAUUCAUCUGGCUUUAAAGGAGAUGUUGCUUUGGAUGAUCUUUCACUGACUAAUUGUCCUCCAGGUUCUCCACUUCCUCCACCAACUUCAUUCCAGCCUCAACCAUUUCCUAACACGACAUGCUCGUUUGAAACCAAUCGUUGCGUGUGGUCCAAUGAUGUCUCUAAUGAUGUUGAUUGGGUUAUGCGGCAAGGAGGUAUUGCUUCAUAUCAAACUGGGCCUACUGAUGAUCACACAUACCAUAAUGGCAGUGAACUUCCAACUGAGUAUCCAACUACUGACGUAAUAACAACAUCUACUCCAACCGCAGCCAAGAGAUUCGUUGACCCUUGUUAUGCAGCAGCUUCGUCUAUUGCUGAUGGAAGUGUGAGGCUUGCUGAUGGGAACACUCCAAAUGAAGGUCGAGUGGAAAUAUAUCACAAUGGGCGAUGGGGAACAGUAUGCGAUGACUAUUGGACUUCAACUAACGGACGAGUGGUUUGUAAGCAGCUAGGAUACCGAUACUACCUCGGUAGACGAUAUAAUAGGCCAGGUAGUGGAAGUAUAUGGAUGGACAAUGUCAGAUGCAGUGCAAGCGACUUAAGAUUGCGGGAUUGCUCAUUUCGUGGUUGGGGAAGUCACAAUUGUGAUCAUAGCGAUGAUGUAGGCGUAAUCUGUGGAACUGCAAGCGACGGUGACGUUCGACUUGUUAAUGGAUAUACUGCGAAUGCAGGAAGGGUUGAAAUUUAUCACAAUGGGGAGUGGGGAGGCGUGUGCGCUGACGGUUGGGAUUUGAAUGAUGCGAAUGUGGUGUGUAAGCAACUCGGUUACUCACGCGCCCGUACUCUCUCAUCUCACGGGCAAGGCUGCGGAAGAUUAUGGAUGAGCAAUAUUAAUUGCCAAUUUGGACGGUAUUCACGUUUAGAUGACUGCACUUUCUCAGGCUGGGACGUACGCAGCUGUAAUCAUUCUGGAUAUGCGGAUGCGAUCUGCGAUUUAUUGUCUGAUGCAACACCAGCAGUGCUUACAGAAGAUAAUAAAUCAGCGACUCCAAUAAUUGUUGGAGUUACAGUUUCUGUCAUAUCGUCUCUAUUGGUAUUUGUUAUCAUUUUAUUCGUCGUAAUUCGGGUAAGACGCAGACAGGCGACCACUACCACAACGACGACAACAAGUGCUCAAGUAUCGUCUCGACGACCGCCGCAAGCACAGUCGGUAAUUUUCGUACCAUCUGCAUAUCUGAAUGUGACAUAUCCCAGUCUUCACUUCAAUUCUAAUGAAUUGAGAGCUCCGCCUUCGUACGAGACGGCGAUUGGCUAUCGAAGCGAUAGUCAAACAGUUAACUUUGGUGAAAUGAAUCAACAGUACGUCUCUUGACUCUGCAUUGAAUGGCAAUGUAUCUUUUGACGAAGCUGCCGUUUGUAUAUCUCGUCUCGUAACUUAACAUUGUAAUGUGUGCAGUUGAAUUUUAACAAAAUAAUAGUGAAUAGUUGAUUGUACUGAUUAGUAUAUUUUGAACGACAUUCUUAGAUGAGUUGAAUCAUUGCUGGUAAAUUAAUUAAUGUUCUGUCUAACGUGUAUUGCUAUAAUGUGAAAGUAUUUUAGGGCUGCACAGCCAA